GAUUGGACUGGUUUUAGUUUGGAUGCCGAACUAUUCCCAGGUUUAGAUGAGACGGGCAUUGCCAUUGUCAUUGGCAUUGCUUUAUUACGUAGAUGAUAGUAAAUAGAUUGAUUGGCCAUUGCCAGUAUAGGUUAUCACUAUGAUUUAUUAUAUGUAUGAUCUUUGUAUUGUACUAUGUACAAUUCAACUUAGAGUUCAACAUGUUCUGUGUAGAAUGGAGGAAGCACCAUGUGGACGCUGCAACUCACGGUGCCGGACCAGCCUUUCUACUGCCACGCUGUUCGGCAUCUACUUCCAGCCUUCUUUUGUUGUUGCAGCGGUAACAAUUUAUAUGAACCUUCUGACAGUACAUUCUUUUUUUUUGCUAUUUCCACUAAUGUAUUGUGUCUGUUAUUUGUUUUUAUCUAACACAGAUCGUACCAUGCAAUGUGAGAUUGGCAUUCGAUGAGCUCAUCGGAGACACCGUGACCUUCGACGCUCUUGGGGGCCCAUACACUAUGCAGGUCGAGAAGGGGCGAAAGAUAACCCAGAUAGGAGGAGAUGAUUGGGAUCGUUUCAUCGCCCGCAUGCGUCUUAGUGGGGGUGAAUUGAUCAGGUUCUCCUUCAGAACAGAUAGGCCCAGGAUUUCUGUUAUCUAUCUAAAUUUCAUUCCGGAUAGUGAGGAUGAAGUUCAUGAGGAGGAAGAUGGUGCUGAUUCAGAUGAUGACGAGAACCCACUUGUUGAAUACCUGUAUGCCCAAGGACUCAGACUGGGCGACGAGGAAAUCGGCAACCUCUGGGACAUGCUUCCGCUACGUGAAGACUACCUAGGGAAGCCAUUCGUGACCCGCCUCACAAGGACGAAUGUUAAACGGCAUAUCAUGCUGUGGCAUCGACCCGGACGAAGAAGGCAUGGCUGCUGGACUACGCCUUACCAGAACGGGCUCCAUCACCAGCUGUGCCUAUGCAGUGGACACGGACGGUCGCACUGUCUUGAGCAGGGCAGGGUGGAAGAAGUUCCUUUUCGUGCCAAGAAUCUUCGGGUAGGACAGGCCAUCCUACUCAGUGUUGCGAACACCCGUCGCCAUGACUUGAGGAUGAUGAUCACCAUCCACCUCAUUUAG
This is a messenger RNA of Aegilops tauschii subsp. strangulata, 1103 nucleotides long. The record is from RefSeq and is a predicted model, not a curated record. NCBI's taxonomy places the organism in Eukaryota, Viridiplantae, Streptophyta, Magnoliopsida, Poales, Poaceae.